GAGGAAGGCUGUGCUUCUCUGGUCUCAGCUCUGAAGUCAAACCCCUCACAUCUGAAAGAACUGGAUCUGAGCUACAAUCACCCAGGAGACUUGGGAGUCAGACUGCUCUCUGCUGGACUGGAGGAUCCACACUGGAGACUGGAGAAACUCAAACUGUCAGGUUGUGGAAUCACUGAGAAAGGCUGUGCUUCUCUGGUCUCAGCUCUGAAGUCAAACCCCUCACACCUGAAAGAACUGGAUCUGAGUAAAAAUCAGCCAGAGGAUUCAGGAGUGAAGAAACUCUCUGCUUUGAUGGAUGAUCCACAAUGUAGACUGGAGACUCUGAGACUGUCAGGUUGUAGAAUCACAAAGAAAGGCUGUGCUUCUCUGGUCUCAGCUCUGAAGUCAAACCCCUCACACCUGAAAGAACUGGAUCUGAGCUACAAUCAGCCAGAGGAUUCAGGAGUGAAGAAACUCUCUGCUUUGAUGGAGGAUCCACAAUGUAGACUGGAGACUCUGAGACUGUCAGGUUGUAGAAUCACUGAGGAAGGCUGUGCUUCUCUGGUCUCAGCUCUGAAGUCAAACCCCUCACACCUGAAAGAACUGGAUCUGAGUAACAAUGACCUGAAGGAUACGGGAGUGGAGAAGCUCUCUGCUCUGCUGAAGGAACCACAAUGUAGACUGGAGACUCUGAGGUGA
Molecule: messenger RNA, 678 nt
Organism: Esox lucius (northern pike)
Lineage: Eukaryota; Metazoa; Chordata; Actinopteri; Esociformes; Esocidae
Product: ribonuclease inhibitor-like
Exons: 4
Molecular function (GO): protein binding
Source: RefSeq, a predicted model, not a curated record